Messenger RNA from Capsaspora owczarzaki ATCC 30864, 1332 nucleotides. RefSeq lists its product as hypothetical. The record is from RefSeq and is a predicted model, not a curated record. Bases 1 to 1332 code for a protein of 443 amino acids. The transcript has a single exon. Lineage: Eukaryota; Filasterea; Ministeriida; Capsasporidae.
AUGCUGGACGACUUUUCUAAUGAUUCGAGUCCGGAAGAUGCCUGCGACGACUCGGCACUGCUGCUGGGUGCCCUCCCAACGCAAUCCUCUGACAUUUUCACUCCCGGCGCGGCCUUCUCUGCUUCUCAGGCGCAGUUCUCGUCUCAGCCAUCUCAGCAGCAGCCUUUUCCGUCCACAGCAGAUUCGCAACCGCAGCAGUGCUCUCCAGCACCGCUCACCGUUGCUCAGGCCAACACCCCGUUUAUUUUAAAGAGUCAGCCAGUGAAGCCAACCACGCCGUUUUCCAAGUUCUCCUUUGCCCUGUCCCAAAAUCUCAACUUUGGUGGCGCCUCCGCCAAGAAAGCACUGGAUCUGGCCAACGACGACGCACUCUCUGACAUUGGCGCGCUCGAGCACGACGACCAGCAUCACGCUUUGGAUUCAGGCGUGCCGUUGAUGCCCGCCACCCCACACACCCAACAACCGCCGCCCUCGACGCUACAGCUCGCAGUGGACAUGGCAACGACGACGCCUGCGGCCAUGCGCUUCUUUGAUCUGUCCCACCACUCGGCAAACAACAGCGCGGCGAUUGCGGGAUUGUCUUCCGCUCGCACGGCUCUUCCGCCUGGCGUCGACUAUGACAGUGAUGCGCUCGAGUUUGAUGACAAUGACCAAACAGAUGCAGGGGAGCAUGCCGAUUUCCCGUCCACCCCGCCUCCACGCGCUCCAAACGAAAGCGGUGACGGUGCCACCACCCUCUCUGCCGGUGCGGCCUGGUUCAAGCUGACCGACCCAGCGAGCAGCAGCAGCAGCAGCAGCUUUCGAACGCCUCGCAAGGACUACCAUGGCGCGAGCGGCGUGGACGCUUCGGACAUGUCACCCAGCAGCUCGCACCGCCGUAAGCGCGUCCAGCUUGUGCCAGCGGGGUUGGCCGAGCGUCUCGAAAAACUGGCUCUUGCCGAACGGUCCGAGCUUUCCUUCUGGCAGUACAACAACCGGCGCAUGGCCAGCGCGACAGCGUCUGCUUUGGGACCGUCAUUCACCUCUGCCAUGCAGGCCGCCGUUCCGAGCGUGCCGCUCGAAGAUUUGCUUGUCGUCGAGCUGCUGCAAGACUUUGUUCAAUGCCACUGCUACUUUGUGCGAUGCAAGGUCGUCUCUGGCACGACGCGUUCGCGCGUGUUUACCGUGAAUCUGGCCAACAAGCUCUCGACUGCUGCUCCUUCUCAGCCCUCUCAGCAGCUCUCGCAGCAGUCUUUUGCGGUGGUGGACAUUUUGAUGGACUUGGUGACGUGUCGACGGUUGUCCUUGACCCUCGGCAGCAAGCUUGAGCUGCAUCCGCCAUGGCAAGUGUGA